Olea europaea var. sylvestris is the source of this 1117-nucleotide messenger RNA. RefSeq lists its product as uncharacterized. NCBI's taxonomy places the organism in Eukaryota, Viridiplantae, Streptophyta, Magnoliopsida, Lamiales, Oleaceae. The record is from RefSeq and is a predicted model, not a curated record. The transcript has 2 exons. Bases 166 to 750 code for a protein of 194 amino acids.
CAGAAGAAACGGAAACAAGCUAAAUCAAAAAAAGAAAGAUUGAAGAAGCAAGACAAACUGAAGAAGCCAAAAAAUAGUUGUUGGCAGAAGAAGAGAACCCAGAUCAGUUAUGGUUACUGGUUGAAUGGCCUUCGAUUGUCAAGAAGGCUAAACGAUGAAAGGGUGAUGCUUUUUAGAAGUAAAUUGCUUCUUGUCCUUUCUGGAGAGUCGCCUUCCGUCGCAUGUACUCCGAAAUGCAGUCUCUGUGGUGAACUAGAAUUCAAAUCUCAUCUUAAUUAUGUCUCUUGUGAAAUUUGUGGAGAUUGGUUUCAUGGAGAUGCUUUUGAUCUCAAUGCUGUUAAAGUUGAAAAGCUCAUCGGGUUUAAGUGCCAUAAGUGUCUCAAUAGGAGCUCUCCAGUUUGCCCCCAUGUUUGUGCUACUGAAAGCAGCAAACCUGCCCUUUUCCCAGAAAUUAAUGCAGGGCCUGACUGCACCGGGAAAGAGUCUACUGGUCUAUCCCCCUUGGACGAAACAUUUGCAGAUCAGAAACUUCAAUCAAAUGAAAAAUCUAAUGAUCUGUUUUUGAUUGAUGAUGAUCACGAGAAGCAAUCAUCAGUGUCAAUUCUACAUUCAAACCAGAUUCAGGCAAGUGAUGCAAAAGUAGGACUUUCAACUAUUACUUCAGAGGAGAAAACAGCAGUUGUUAACUUCGGCGAGGAAGGAAGGCCCACUGAUGAAUUGGUACCAACAGAAGACCUUGCUGGAAGCUGACCAUGGGAAGAAGCCAAGUUUGCAUCAUUGAUGCAUGACCAUUUGAAGAAUGGUUUGAUAAACAACAGUACCCUUCUGUAAUCUGUAGUCAGUAGAACUCUUUCCGACUUAUCCUAGUUGUCCCCAUAAACAAUUUUUGGUAUUCAGGUGAUGCCAUUUAUGAUGGGAGAGAAAAUAGAUUAGAUUUUGUAGUUUAUAUCUUUCUUUAUACAAGAUAUUGUGCUAUACAAUAGGUACUUGAACCUUUUCGUGAGUCUAGCUAAAAUUUAAAAGCUUCAUUCAAAUGAUUCACUUCAAUUUAGAGUGAGCAAAGAAUUAAUUUGUUGCUCCUAUUCUUCUUCAAAUAUACUCGUGCUUAUUUUGAUGA